AUAGGUGCGACACGGACAUGUAAACAAUUAGCAGUGAGGACCGCUAUGUAUUUUUAUUUCGAUAGGAUAAAUUUAGUUUGGCAUUUUGUUAUUUGACAUGCACUAACGGUUCUGAAUCGCGGUCAAACGUCACUGACACGUAACUCUUUGAAAAUGAUAUACCAUAUUCCCUGGCUCCACACACCAGUGAGGACUGUCUUGGCAAUCUGGCACCAGCUGACCAAAAGCGAGAUCCCAGAGCUGGCCAAGGGCUCUGUGCUGAUGAGGGAACGCAGAAGAGUGGAGGAGACCAUCCAUGCCAUGAAGCAAGCCGGUGCAGGAAGCCUGCAGGUUAUCUCAGACUUUGACAUGACACUCACCAGAUUUUCUCAUGAUGGCAAGAGAGUGCCAACCACUCACAACAUCCUUGAAAACCGGUUGUUGAUGAAUGAAGACAGCACAAAAAAGAUGAGGGACCUGUUAAACACCUAUUAUCCCAUAGAAAUUGAUGCGAGCCGCAGCAUCGAGGAGAAGCUGCCUUUAAUGGUGGAGUGGUGGACUAAAGUCCAUGAGCUGCUGAUUCAGCAGAGGAUCAGAAAAGACAUGCUCGCCCAGGCUGUGAAAGUCUCCGGCACCAUGCUCAGGGAUGACUGCAGACUGUUAUUUGACCGUCUGGCCGAGCAGCAGGUCCCUCUGCUGAUCUUCUCCGCUGGCGUUGGUGAUGUGCUGGAGGAGGUGAUCCAACAGAACCACGUCUUCCAUUCCAACGUUCACAUCAUCUCCAACUACAUGGACUUUGACCACACUGGGGUCCUGCAAGCGUUUAAAGGCCAGCUGAUCCACACCUACAACAAGAGGGAAGGUGCUGUGCACGCGGCCGGCCUGAGAGCGCUGCAGGGGAGACCCAACGUGCUGCUGCUGGGAGACUCUCUGGGGGACUUGACCAUGGCCGACGGGGUUUCCCAACCCCACAACAUCCUGACCAUCGGGUUCCUCAAUGACCAGGUGGAAGAAAGAAAAGAGUCCUAUGUCAACGCGUUUGACAUUGUGCUGGUCAAGGAUGAGACAAUGGACAUUCCAAAUGCCAUCCUCAGUCACAUUACCUCAUCAAGAAAGAAACAAUAAGUAAGCUGCAAAUGGAGAACAUAAACACUAAGUUAAGAAAUGAAUAGACAUGAACUUGUUCAGUGCAGUCACUUAGUUGCAUGUACAACCAACUCACAUGGAGACCUCAAGCCAGAGUUCAAGAUUAUUCUUCCUGCAGCUCACUCACACUCUUUACCUCUAGUCUACAUUAAAUAAUGUGCACUUUCCUCUAAGUCAAAGGCAAAAUAUCAAAGUCUCAAGGUUUUACAGGAAAUACAUCAGCCUGAGCUUUGAGCAGUUUUGUUUUCCCUUUGGGAGAGUAGCGUAAACCUAAAAAUGUGGCACCAUGACUCAGAUUUAUAAAGAUAAUCGUGUCAGAAACUGUUAUUUAUUUUUUAACUUCUUUUAACAAAGAACAAAAUAUUUUAGUUUGGUUUUAAGGAGGGGCUUUAAAUUAGGAUGUGGUUUUCUUGAAUUCAACCAUAGACGUAAAAUCUUUUUUUGUCCAUUUCUCAUUUCACUGAAGAGUUUUGAUACGGUUCUGUCUUUUCCAUGUACGUGUAGCAUCUCUCUGCAAGUACUCUGUGAAAGUUUUAACACACUCCUCAUACAAAUCUGUUUACACUACUCACAGGCUGCGGCCAAACUUUGUCUUCAAUUUUUUAAUAAUAAGAGAAACACAUUAUCUCAGAAAACAUAGUGCUGCCAGUGUUUUGUUUU
Messenger RNA from Cololabis saira (Pacific saury), 1785 nucleotides. Its product is annotated as 7-methylguanosine phosphate-specific 5'-nucleotidase-like. The coding region runs from base 154 to 1104 and encodes 316 amino acids. The record is from RefSeq and is a predicted model, not a curated record. Gene Ontology annotation, molecular function: 5'-nucleotidase activity; magnesium ion binding. The transcript has 10 exons. Gene Ontology annotation, cellular component: cytoplasm. Lineage: Eukaryota; Metazoa; Chordata; Actinopteri; Beloniformes; Belonidae.